This is a messenger RNA of Plectropomus leopardus (leopard coralgrouper), 912 nucleotides long. Its product is annotated as germ cell-specific gene 1-like protein. Gene Ontology annotation, cellular component: plasma membrane. The record is from RefSeq and is a predicted model, not a curated record. Lineage: Eukaryota; Metazoa; Chordata; Actinopteri; Perciformes; Serranidae.
AUGAGGCUAGAGCGCGGGCGGCGGGCUUCUCUGGCGAUCACCCUCAACUUUGUGGCGUUUGCUUUUGCUUUAUCAGCGGUGACCACCAGCUACUGGUGUGAGGGGACCAGAAAGGUCGCCAAACCCUUCUGCACGGGUCCGCCGGUGAAGGUGAAGCAGUCGUUCUGCAUCCGCUUCAACAACUCCAACAUCAACGACAGCCGCUUGGUCCAGUACAUCUUUGAGACCGGGGAGGAGAAGUUCCUUUUGAGGAAGUUCCACACAGGAAUAUUUUUCUCCUGUGAGCAGGCUGCUGACAUGAAUGGUUUCGACUGUCGAGACUUCUCAGAGAUUGCACCAGAACAUGAAAGAGGGGUCCUGUGGUUGUGUAUCGUAGCUGAAACCCUGUACCUCACCCUGCUCUUCACAGGCGGGGCUCUGAUGAUUCUGGAGCAGUGUCCCUGUUUCAGUAUCAUGAACAAACUGAAGCUCAGUGCCUUUGCUGCCUUGUGCACAGCCCUGUCAGGCCUUUGUGGGAUGGUGGCCCACAUGAUGUUUACCACUAUAUUCCAGCUGGCUGUCGCUAUGGGGCCAGAAGACUGGAGACCCAAGACCUGGGACUACAGCUGGUCUUAUGCCUUAGCAUGGGGCUCUUUCGGCACCUGCAUGGGCUCUGCAGUGACAGCGCUCAACAGGUACACAAAGACCAUCAUAGAGUUUAAAUAUAAGCGGCGGAACAUUGAGAAGAGCCUGAUGAUCAAGCAGACAAUGAUAGAGCGGGACCUCCCUGAGCAGAUGUGGGACAUGUACCUGACUGCUGACGCCGAGGCACAGUUAGAACUGCCAGUUAAUGGCCACAAACCCUCCACAGGAACAACAUUUGUGGUUGAAAUGGACAAUGAACCAGAACCACAAGGAGAGGCAUAUUGUUAA